Messenger RNA from Aspergillus candidus, 1488 nucleotides. Its product is annotated as translation initiation factor eIF2B subunit delta. NCBI's taxonomy places the organism in Eukaryota, Fungi, Ascomycota, Eurotiomycetes, Eurotiales, Aspergillaceae. Bases 1 to 1488 code for a protein of 495 amino acids. The record is from RefSeq and is a predicted model, not a curated record. The transcript has 2 exons.
AUGUCCGCCCCCGCAGACAAGAAACCCGCCGCCGACUCAGCGGCAGAGAAAGUAUCCGGCGCGGAACUCAAGAAGAAAGCCAAGGCUGAAAAGGCCGCCCGUCGCGCCCGCGAGCGCGCCGAUCGCGAAGCCACCGGCGGGGCACCCGGUCCCAAGGACGGAGCGGGCAAGAAGGGCGCCGGCGCGGGGGGUGCAGCCGGUGGUAAGGACGCCGGUGCGGGCGGUCAGAAGGGCCAGCGUCAGCAGCAGCGAAGGGGGUCGACGCAGGGCGGCACCGAGGCGAAGAAGCGGCCCGUGGAGAACAAGAAUGUCGCCGUCUUUGGGCAUCUGUAUGGACAGCCGCGGCGCACGAGCGUCGCGGGUGCUGGGAAGGAGGUGCAUCCGGCUGUGUUGGCACUGGGUCUGCAGAUGAGGGACUAUGUGGUGUGUGGGAGUAGUGCGCGCUGCGUUGCUACCUUGUUGGCUUUCAAGCGGGUCAUCGAGGCGUAUACCACCCCUCUCGGAACUUCGCUCUCCCGACACUUGACCACCCACCUCUCGCACCAGAUCACCUACCUCUCGACGUGUCGCCCGCUGUCCAUCAGCCAGGGCAAUGCGAUCCGCGCCCUGAAACUGGAGAUCGCGUCCAUCGACCCGUCCGUCCCCGAGGCCGAAGCCAAGGCCGUUCUCAGCGAAUUUAUCGACAGCUUCAUCCGGGAGAAAAUCACAGUCGCGGACCAGGUGAUCGCCGGCAGCGCGGCGCAGAAGAUCCAGGACGGCGACGUCAUCGUCACGUACGCGGGCAGCUCGCUCGUCAAGCAGACGCUGCUCGCAGCAGCCCGCGAGGGCAAGCGAUUCCGUGUGUCGGUGAUCGACUCGCGCCCGCUGUUCGAGGGCAAGAACCUGGCGCGCACGCUAGUCGCCGCGGGACUCGACGUGCAGUACACGCUUGUCCAUGGCAUCAGCCACGCCAUCAAGGACGCCACCAAGGUGUUCCUGGGCGCCCACGCUAUGACCAGUAACGGCCGCUUGUACUCGCGGGUCGGAACGGCCCUUGUGGCCAUGUCGGCUAAGGAGCGCGCGGGCGGCGUCGAGGUGCCCGUCAUCGUGUGCUGCGAGACCGUCAAGUUCACGGACCGGGUUGCACUAGACAGUAUCGUGGUCAACGAGCUCGCCGACGCCGACGAGCUGGUGGAGGUGCAGGCCCCGCAGCAGCUGACCGGGCUACCCGACCCUGCCGCCGCCGCCGCCGCCGCCGCUGCCGCAGAGCAGGAAACCAAGAAGGGUGGGAAGUCCAACCAGACAGCGCACAGUGCUCAGAAUGCGGGGACCGAAUUUCCGUCCGAUGCCUCACCGCUGGCGAACUGGAAAGAGACGCCCAAUCUGCAGCUGCUGAACAUCAUGUACGAUGUGACACCGGCGCAGUACGUGGACAUGGUAGUGACGGAGAUGGGGAGUCUGCCGCCCAGCGCGGUGCCUAUUGUGCACCGGAUGAGUACGAAUAUGUGA